Messenger RNA from Symbiodinium sp. CCMP2592, 696 nucleotides. NCBI's taxonomy places the organism in Eukaryota, Dinophyceae, Suessiales, Symbiodiniaceae. The record is from the annotation of a GenBank genome assembly.
AUGCUACAAACGUAUGUGAGGCAUGCGAAAGGUUCGAACGAGCCGGGUCACGAGUCCUUCGUGCACCGGCAGUUUCGCUUGCCCCAUCCCCGACGUGCACCAGAUGUACAGCGUAGCGUGUGUGUCCUUAGCCUUGCCUGUUCCUUGUUUCUUGGACUCAGGGGAUUUCGUCAGGCUUUGCGUUCCACCGCCGAAGAACCUGCAGCUUCGCUUCCUGCACACCCUGCAGGCGAACCAGGCGCGAGCAGCUUUCCGAGUGUUACAAGUCAGACGAUGGAAGAGGAGAUGAGGGUCUCCGCCCCGAAGAUGGCUGUUCUUGGGUGUCAUCCAAGUUCCCCUGAAUGGAAAUUCGGGGAAGUCGAUCCCCAGCAGUACACCCACAACUCAUUGUGCGUUGACAUGUUCUCAGAGCCCAAGCCCGGAGAUCGCUUGGACCAUGAAGCAGCCGAGGUAUCAAAAGCCGAUCGGGCAAUGGGAGGAGUGCGUUUAGGAGAAGUUCGAAUGAUGACGAACAGCAGGUCGCAUCAACGCAUGCGUGACAGACAAGUUCUGCGUGGUCGGGCAGCAGGUAAUCUGUCACGCCGUCUUCGCUGGACGAAAGAGGCGGGCCUUCUGCGCUUCCAUGGUUUCCUCCGACUGAUGCGUUGGGUUAUCGAAAGCGACUUCGCCGAAAUGAACGCGCAGCUUGCGGAGUGA